Messenger RNA from Lodderomyces pseudojiufengensis, 519 nucleotides. RefSeq lists its product as uncharacterized. The transcript has a single exon. NCBI's taxonomy places the organism in Eukaryota, Fungi, Ascomycota, Pichiomycetes, Serinales, Debaryomycetaceae. The record is from RefSeq and is a predicted model, not a curated record. The coding region runs from base 1 to 519 and encodes 172 amino acids.
AUGUACUUCAAAAAAUCAAGUUUAAACAAAAGAAUACAAGAAUUAAAAGAUUCAAUUGAUUUAGAAAAAAAUGUUGAAGAAAUUGUACCAUAUCCAGAGCCAACAAAAUCAAAAGUUCCAUAUAAACAACAACUAUUACCUUUUGAUAUAGAUCUAGAAGAUAAUAAAAUAAUUUUUGAUUUAAAAGAUAAUAAAAUAUGGAACUCAUCAAUUUUCCCAAAAACUAAUAAAGAAAAAUUGGAAAAUUUAUUGAAACAAUACUCGGCUAGUUAUUGGGUUAGAAUAAAAUAUUUUUUAACUAAAGCUUGGAUAUUAAUUAAAGAAAGUUUUAUUAUCAUCUUUCAUGAUAUUUUGGAAAUUUUAUCAACAAUCAUAUUCUUCAUUUAUUAUACAAUUCGUGGAUUGACUUAUUUAACAAUAGAAGUUUUGAUACUUUUAGCAUGUGGUUUUCUAAUUUUACUUCCAUUAGCUUUAUUAGCUUUACCAUUUGCACUUAUUUCUGGCUUUGCUUUUCUGUAA